AUGUCAGAACGAACUACGCAUUCCGACUCUCCCGCGGUGGAUAAGUCUGGCCAGGGCUUUGAAGAGGUGGCACAUGUCGAAAAAGGUGGUCUUGGAGAGCAUCUCCAGUUAGACAAGCACGGCCUUCCCCUUAAUCCCCAGCCAUCAAAGUACAAAGAUGAUCCUCUUAACUGGAGUGCCGGAUUUAAAUUUAUGGUUCUCCUACAAGUCAGUUGGCUAGCUUUUCUAGGACCUCUGGGCUCCGGCGUAGCCAACCCAGCUUUUGUGCCCAUGAGCGAGACUUUCCACCAAAGCAUUCCAGUGACGUCCUACGAGCUGACUGUUUACGUCUUGUUUUCUGGUGUUGGCCCCCUAUUCAUCGCGCCGCUCUCCAACGUCUACGGCCGCCGUCCGAUUUACCUCGCGGGAAAUGCUCUUGCUGGUCUAACGAAUGUCAUUGCGGGCAACACAGACAAAUGGAAUACCAUUCUGAUCACACGCGUCUUCAACGGCCUUGGUGCAGGAAGCACUGUCGCCAUCGGCGCGGCGACUAUCUGUGAUAUGUACUUCAUGCAUGAGCGUGGCGUCUAUAUGGGCAUAUACGCUUUCUUCCUAACAAACGGACCGCACUUGGCCUCGUUGAUAGGCGGAUUCAUUGCGCAGAGUCUCAGCUGGGAGUGGUGCUUUUCGGUACCAGGCUACAUCCAGCUUGGAACUUUCGCUAUUACGUUGUUCCUUCUCCCCGAAACUCUGUAUCACAGGCAUCAAAAUUCCGAGGCGGACGAGUACAAGGAGAGGUCAACUCUAGAUCUCUUUCUCUUCCGACUGCAAAAGGCUGGGCCCAGACUCACGGCCAGCGACUUUAUUAAACCGCUAUACAUGCUGCGGUAUAUCUCUGUCUUGCUUCCCGGUCUAUAUUAUAUGACUGCCUUCGGCUACGGCACUAUUAUUUUUUCGCUCACUGGCGCCUCGCUUUUUAGCGAGUUUUAUGACUUCAAUGUGGCCCAGACGGGACUAAUCCUCAGCAUCCCGCUUAUAAUUGGCUGCUUGAUUGGUGAGUUAAAUGCCGGGUGGUUGACGGACUGGAUGGUGCGUCGAUACGCUUUGCGCAACGACGGGCAUGUUAAGCCUGAGGCACGCCUCAAUGCCAUGUGGGGAGGCCUUCUAAUUCCGGUUGGCCUUAUUCUUGAGGGUGUCUUCUUAUCUCACUUCAAGACUGUGAGCUGGGUUGGGCCUGCCUUUGCCAUGGGUAUUGCCUCUCUUGGACUGCAAAUUGCCACCACUGUUGUGUACACUUAUACAACGGAUUGUUAUAAACCCCAGAGUACAGAGAUUGCCUCGCUUCUUAACGUCUUCCGCCAGGUAUUUGGGGCUUUGGUCAGCUUUUACGCCCUUCCUCUCGGUGCAAAAAUCCAGUUCGAGUAUGCGUGGUUGGUGUUGGCCUGUAUCAAUAUCUUUUUCUUCAUCCCUAUGAUAUUUGUUCGCUUGUAUGGAGAGAAAUGGCGCAAAGCACGCUGGCAAAGCCCACCUGCGUUCCAUAAUGAUAUUUAG
Penicillium riverlandense is the source of this 1530-nucleotide messenger RNA. RefSeq lists its product as uncharacterized. Gene Ontology annotation, biological process: transmembrane transport. The record is from RefSeq and is a predicted model, not a curated record. The transcript has 5 exons. NCBI's taxonomy places the organism in Eukaryota, Fungi, Ascomycota, Eurotiomycetes, Eurotiales, Aspergillaceae. The coding region runs from base 1 to 1530 and encodes 509 amino acids. Gene Ontology annotation, molecular function: transmembrane transporter activity.